AUGCGAGAGAAGAAGCUCACCACUGUGCCCCCUUGCAUAAGAGAAAAUGAGUUUGAAGAAUAUUUAGCAACCGACGAUAUACUUGUAGACUUCUUUAAUGAAUUCUUGAGUCUUCCAAUUUUCACACAACCAAUUAAAUUUAAUCCUGAUUUUGGACUUUUUGAAUUUACUACGGACAUCCCACAAUGUAUGGAAAAUCAACUGAAAAAGAUGCUGUACGAACAGAAACCUCGGAAUCCCGUUUAUGAUGUUAUACGGCUGGCAAAACCAGAAAGUCCCAUUUCUAAAGAACUCAGCCCCACUCCUCUUCCUGCAUUCUUAAGUUUUGACCCUACUUAUGCAGUAACAUGUCUGGACCGAGAACAGGCCAUUGAGUGGAUUAAAAAGGAAAGAUUGCCAGCAUUUUUAGAGAGCGAUUGUUACUUUGAAUACAGGUUAGCUAAACUAAUAUCACAGGUGGAGUGGAGCAAAACUGGCAUGAAUUUUAUGAUAGAUAAAGCAUAUUAUCCUUGGUUCAGUAAAAGCCCACCACCUCCAGAGAUCCGUGAAGAAAAUGAAGAUGACUUGAUUAUGAAGAAGUUCUAUGUCUCUCUUGGCCAGGCUACUGUUACCCAGACAAAGGAUUGGUUUACUCUAGCCAAGCAAAGUGAACACACGAUUACUACAAAUGCUAUUACUUGUCCUCUGACAUCUUCCCAUGUUCGCUUUUCUGAUGAUUCUUCAAAGUCAUCUUCUUCAUAUCUAGAUUUCAGGUCUCAAGAAGAGAUGCAUAAUAUUUCUUCUACCAUUCUGAAUGCCAUUGUUUACAAUGCUCAUUUAGAAGCAGAUUCUGGGAUUAAGAAGAAACACAGCCAGACUGGUUUUCCACUUCUUCAGAAGGCAGCAGCCAGAAGAAGCAUAAAUGAGGGCUAUUCUGUGUCACUUCCUGAUACUCCUUCACGCACCAUGCUAAGAGCCUAUUUAGGUCCAAACUGGGAUGCUGUUCCUCAGGAGGAAGCAAGUGAGCAACAUCAGGAAUCUGCAUCUUUUCAGACAGUUGAUGAAUUUUCAUUAGCCUUUGCUCAGUAUAUACUAAGAAACUCUGUUGCAGUUCUCACUGGGCAACUGCCUGAAGCCAGUCCAACUGAUGUCAACUUCAGUAGGGUGUCAAGAGUGUUUAUAUUUGAGAUAGCUGACAGUCAACCUUUCAUGGAGGCCCUCCAACAAAACUUUCCACUCCUUGGAGAUGAUACAGUGGACAAGAAGAGUGAGAUCAGUACAAAGUCUGAAAAAGAUUAUACUGAAAGCAGGGCUUCCUGGUGUGUUAGCCACAAGACCUAUGACAUUGGUAACAGGCAUGAAUUUGAAAGGUUCAAGAAAUUCAUCCGAGGAACUUUGGGUGAAAGAUACUGGUGGCUCUGGAUAGAUAUUGAAAGACUGAAGGUCUUGAAGGAUCCUAAAAGGCAGAAAAGACAGCUUGACAAAAUGAAGAAAAUCUACCUAAUGAGCAAUGGAGAUUUUUUUCUUACCUUAGAAGUUUUGCAGAAAUUACAUCUGAUGGAUGGAGACCAGUGGAACAUGGAAAACUUAAGACACAUUCAGCCUGAAGUAGUGAAACCUUUGCUUCUCUACUGGGGUCCCAGAUUUUGUGUUACUCAUACAGCUGCCAUACAGACUACAAGUACCAACCUGAAAAUCUGGCAUUCUCGGCAACAGAAGCCACGCAUGGAUGUGGAUCCUUUCCCACAGAUGGUGUCAUUGCUACCACUGAGAGCUAAAUCUUGCAUGCCAAAAAUAGCACAUCCUGCUUCUCAGGGAGCUGAGAUUGGAUUGCCACCCUCUCUGUCAAAAGGAGCUGUGGUCCCUAUACAUUCCCAGAGAUCUCCCAGGCUAUUAUCAGCAGUCAUGCCACGAAGUCAAAGUGCUGUACAGGGAGAACCUGAUGUUUUAAUUAGUUUAGGAGAUAUUAGCAGCAACCGAAAUGGUAAAAUGUCCCCAGAUGUUUCUGAACUGGGCAGUUCCAAGAUGGAAAGAAUGCUGCAGUCCCUUAACACAGAGAACAGAGCAGGGUACAUCUUUACUCAGUUCUGUGAGAUGUCGGGAAAUGAGUUGUGGAAGAACAGCACGCACUUCUGGCUUGACCUGCAGGAUUAUCAUCAACUUUUUUAUCAAGAAACCCUCCAUCCUUUCAAACUAUGCAAGCAAGCUCAAUUCCUUUAUGCCAAUUACAUCGCUCCUUCUGCUGCUAUGAAUAUUGGAUUACAGCAAAGUGCAAAAAAUGAGAUUUACAACAAAAUUGACCCACCGUUUGAAGAUCUUUUUGACCCAGCAGAAGAGUACAUCCUCACCCUUCUCUUGGUUCCAUGGAUGAAGAUGAUAGAACAAGACAGAGAUACUUUAGGAAAGGUGGGGCUGGUGGAAGAAACUCGACAGCUGGACUCAGUGUACUUUAGAAAGUUGCAGGCAAUGCAUGAAGAGAGAAUUUCCAAGAAGAGUGAGGAUUUGGCGGUUGAGAAAGACAAGGUCCCACGGUAUCCUGAUUUGAUAGAACGCCCAAGUCAAGACCUCUCCAAAGAAGCUGUGUCAUACAGCAUUACAGACUUGUUAAAUGACAGACUCAAUUUGGAACAGUUCCGAUUGUUUCUUGAACGGCAGUCCGCAAGCACAGACCUCAUGUGCUGGAUGGACAUUGAACAGUUCAGGAGAAUGCUCCACAAAAAUAAAGACCAAAGACAAGAAAAAUCUAAGGACAUUAAGAAUAAAUAUCUAAAUAAGAAAUACUUCUUUGGACCUGAUAGCCCAGCUACCAAAGAGGAGCAAGAGCAGAUAAUGAAACUGGGUGGAGGUUGGGGACAGUUACUUCAUGAACAAGUUCUUCCUGUGAUCUUGCUGGAGAUUCAAAAAUAUAUCCAGAUGAGACUGGAGAAAAAAUGGCUGCCACUAUUUUUUGCAAGUGAAGAACCAGGACCACUGAAAAAACCAAAGCCACACCUACAAGAUGCAGCAGAAGAUAUUUUAAUUCAGAGGCAUGAGAAGAAAACAGAACCAUGGAAGCAUGUGGACAAUAAGUGGGUUUCUUCAUCUAAGGAAAUAAUUACUUUCCGUAAAGCUCUGUUGAAUCCCAUCACAGCCUUACAGUUCCAACGCUUUGUGUCACUGAAAGGAGAUUUACUGGGGAACGGAGUGAUCUUCUGGCAGGAGGUGCAGAAAUAUAAGGAUAUGUGCCAUUCCCAUUGUGAGGAUGCUAUUAUCCAGAAUAAGAUUACAAUGAUCAUCAACUGCUUCAUUAAUUCUGCCAUUCCACCAGCAAUUCAGAUCGACAUACCUGAGGAGCAAGCCCAGAAGAUUAUUGAGCACAGGAGAGAAUUAGGCCCUUACGUGUUUAGAGAGGCACAGAUGACUGUUUUUGCUCUUCUGUUCAAAUUUUGGCCAAAAUUUUGUGAGUUCCGAGGCAAUUUGGCUGAUGAGAAGAUUAUGCCUCUUCUGGAAAAGCGAAAAGAAAGACGGCUACUGAAACUGAAAAGAGCAAGAGAAGCAGAAGAAAAGGCACAGAGGAAGACACCGUUAACAUCUGCUUUGAAGCCUGCUUUGGGUGCUGAGUCUAGAGUGAAUAAAGGUGAACUUUCAUCUACACCGAGCUUUUCUGGAUAUGGACGACAGAUGUCCUGGACUUAUUCGAAGUACAUAGAAGCUCUUCAGCAGGAAAGAGUUCUUCUGAAGAUUCAAGAUGAUCUAGAUAAAAAAUCAAUAGCAUCAUCAGCUUAUACAGGUCUCUCAUCCUUUCUCACACUGAGGAGUGAUAACUCAAGGAUCUCCGAAAAACACAGUCGGCCAUCAGCUUUUACCUCAACUUUUGUAAAACAACAACAUCCAUAUCAGCCCAAAGACAAUGAAAUGAUACACUCUGUUAGUGAUAUUCAGCUGUCUGAAAUCAGAGAUACUGCCAAUCAGUGCAAGACAAGACUGAAGUAG
Messenger RNA from Varanus komodoensis (Komodo dragon), 3951 nucleotides. RefSeq names its product regulator of G protein signaling 22 (gene RGS22). Lineage: Eukaryota; Metazoa; Chordata; Lepidosauria; Squamata; Varanidae. Gene Ontology annotation, biological process: regulation of signal transduction. The transcript is spliced from 28 exons. Gene Ontology annotation, molecular function: G-protein alpha-subunit binding. The record is from RefSeq and is a predicted model, not a curated record. The coding region runs from base 1 to 3951 and encodes 1316 amino acids.